Messenger RNA from Effrenium voratum, 1305 nucleotides. NCBI's taxonomy places the organism in Eukaryota, Dinophyceae, Suessiales, Symbiodiniaceae. The record is from the annotation of a GenBank genome assembly.
AUGGAUGCAGCGCUGCAAGUGGCUGAUGUGGCCAAAGGCUACCUGCAGACAGCUUGGAAUGCAGCUGCAGCCUAUCACGACCGACUAGAACCAGUUGGAGCAAAGGUUGCAGCUGCUCAGGUGCAACUUCAUGAUUAUGUGGUGAGACUGUCCUCUGUACCACAAGUGCAGGGAGCAUUGGAAUACAUCUCUGAGGUGGGAUUGGUUCAGGAUGUUGCGCAUGCAGCAUUGGGGCAACGGAAGCUGCCACCAGAGUCUUUGCUGUGGGUUUUGCUUAUGGUGAUGGGCUUUGUCCUCCUCACACUGUUGGUUGUGCCGAAGGCAAAACUGGGUGUGUAUUCGUUCUUCUACUUCUUUCUGGCGAGUGAUAAAAAGCCAUGCAAGCCAACUGACAUGAAGCUAGACAAGAACUCGCCGAAGUGCAAGCGAAUGAAGAUUGUAUUUAUUCGUCAUGGUGAAUCUCAGUGGAACUCAGUCUUCAACAAGGGAUGGAAGAUUUUCUUGCCAUUCCGCCUAGUGCGGGCAUUGAUAAAGGAGGCGUUGAUGACUUUUCAGCGUGACUCCAUUUUCUAUGACUCGCCACUCAACGACGUGGGCAUGAAGCAAGGUUGGGACCUGCUUGCCUUCCUAGCUUCGCAGCCCGCAGGUUGCAGGGAGCCUGGCACUUGCCACAAAGCGGUAGAGCAGCUCCAGCCAGAAGACAUUGUGUCCAUCAUCUUGGGCGAUGCCGGGGAAAGCCUAGUCGCAUCUUCCAUCCUUCGACGCGCAGUGUCCACGGCGCUGAUUGCGCUUAGCCCGCGCUUGCUGAAGUCGACGUUUGCUAAAGAUCGCGUGCAUUUGAUGACAUCUCUUCAGGACCGUCGGAACGUUGACACCCUGGCCAUUUCGCGGGCACGGUCGCUGCCGAAAUGCCCCCCGGACGAGGCGAAGAUGAAAAAUAUGGGUGACUUGAUGUCGCAUUGGUAUAAAACCCGGCUGGACCACCGACAACACCUCGGUAACAAGACGCUAGGCAUGAAGGCAGACAAGCGUCAAAAACAAUUCGUGAAGUGGGUCUUUGACCAGAAGGACAUCGAUUGCAUCGUAGUGGCUGGGCAUUCGCUUUGGUUCAGGGAGUUCUUCAAAAGCUUCAUGCCCAAAUCUUCCACCCAUGUCGCCAAGACAACGAAGAUGGUCAACUGCGGUGUGGUUGCGUUCGAUUUAUAUAGAAGUGAACAGCACGGGACGGAGAUCAUUCGAAUCCCACCCGAGGGCAUCAAGGAAAUCUAUGGUGGCUUUGAGGUGAAAAAGAAGAAGAAGGCCUGA